Messenger RNA from Haliotis rubra (blacklip abalone), 1026 nucleotides. Its product is annotated as probable ATP-dependent DNA helicase RecS. Gene Ontology annotation, molecular function: ATP binding; 3'-5' DNA helicase activity; nucleic acid binding. The record is from RefSeq and is a predicted model, not a curated record. Gene Ontology annotation, cellular component: cytoplasm; nucleus; chromosome. Gene Ontology annotation, biological process: telomere maintenance; double-strand break repair via homologous recombination. Lineage: Eukaryota; Metazoa; Mollusca; Gastropoda; Lepetellida; Haliotidae.
AUGAAAUUGACAGUGCGCUCGGAAAAGUUCUUCCGCAUUUCCGGUGUAAAAGAGAUGAAAAGCAACAGAAAGAAAUUUUUAAAGUGUUUGCUGGCCGAUAGCGACUGUGUUGCCACACUACCAACUGGAUUUGGCAAGUCACUUGCUUUUCAAACUUACAUUCCCGUUCGUCGCGUGUUGGAUUCUACACAUACCGGCAGGAUGAUCGUUUGCUGUCCGCUCGUGUCACUAAUGCACGAUCAAGUAGAUAAACUCUCCUCCAUUCCGGGCAUUGCUGCAGCAUACAGAGGUAUGAACAUUUUAUUGGAGUCAAGUGACAAACUUAUUCAAGAGGGAUCAGUAGAUAUCAUCUAUGCCUCUCCAGAGACACUUGUUGGUGACCCACUUUGGAGAACAGCACUACAAAAGCUCAAAGUUGAUGUGAUUGUCAUCGACGAGUUCCACACAAUUGCAACAUGGGGACAUGGGAGUGAUGGUACCGAAAAGACUUUCAGGAAAUGGUUUGCUCACAUUGGGAACUCGCGAUCAUUGUUUCCUGAUGCAUGCAUACUAGCACUAAGUGCCACAUGUACAACACAAUUAAAGCGUGUACUGAAAGUGCUGUCCUUAAAAGAAAAUACAUAUGUCAUAAACAUGUCUCCAAACAAGACCAACAUCAAACUUGUUGUAGCUAAAGUGCCCAACACUGUUGAAAGUGCCAUGUCUUGGCUUCCAUUGCACUGUUGUUGCACAACUCCAUUUCACUUGAGAAAGUCUGACACUGAAGUAAGAAAUGUGUACCAGUUAACAGAAUGCAGAAGAAUGUCUCUCAUGACAUCAUUUCUCACAGUGAAACAGUUGGAUGAACUCAAACUUGAAACCGGCUGUCAUACUUGUUGUGACAUCUGUGCUGAAAGCGUGUUCAUGUGGAAAGUGUUCUAUGUUGAAACUAGAAGAACUGUUUGCAGGAGUGGAGCCUGUUCUAUCAGACUCUUCAGACAACAGUUCCAGUACAGAUUUCUAUUACACAUCCGAUUCGGGUGGUGA